AAUGCAGAUAACGAAAGUCGAUCUUUCUCGAUCGCAUUUUCUUCCGAUAUCUGAUCUUUUCAAUUAUUUUUGCCGAGUGGAACGGAUACAAAGAUGUUUUAUACUUUUUGAUAUCUAUACAAUUGAUAGCUGUAUAAGCAACUAUGAUACGUAAGUUACAGAUGCAACAAAAGAAAGAAGAAUGACACCACAAUCUUUUCUAUAUUUUUAUAAUAUUCCAAAAAAAGAGAAAAAAUGAAACAUCCGUAGAAUUACCGCAUAAGUUUAUCGUACGGAAUAAUCGUCGAGAAAUGAAACGUACUUCCACGCAUGGGUUACGCCAGCAGGAUAUUCUGACCAUAAGCCUCGUCUCCCAUUGACGAACUUGAAACGCAAUGCAACGCUUCGAGUCCAGUCAGUCGACGUUAUGGUCGUUGAGCGAUAAUCGAGUAUAAUCACUCACGGUUUUUGAUGGUAACGUUUAUGCGUUCAAAUAUAUUUCGACGCUAAGCUCGAUAACGAGGACGUCACUCAUCGUAAAAGGCGGUACGAAAGAACUGUCCAUCUUCAUCGAGAAAGAGAGAGAGAGAGAGAGGGAGAGAUAGCGAGAGAAAAAAAAAGAAAGAGAAAGAGAGACAAGCGUAAACGAAAAGGACGUGGAGACACGGAUGAACGAAAUAGUUCGACUUUCGUGGUGCUCGAUCUCAAUCAUGUUUGGAGAAUCGGACGGUUCGUAAAGGAAGAGCGAAGAGUAGAUUACUAUCUGAGGUAGUCUCGAGAGAAAAUACGAUCUUCAAUUUCGGAGCCUUCGUAAGAAAUCGUAACGAAUGAGAUCUCUGAUCGAAGCGAAGGAAGAAGGGAAAUCGAUUUUCUUAUCCCCUUUUUCACCGUGAGUCUUAACAGUUAACGAGUUUUUAUUUUCUUAAUUGAUCGAUACAGGACGGAGGAUAGAGUAAAUCUUUGUAAAACCUUCGGAAACUAUUUGUACUGAUGUAGUAAAUAUAUGUACGAACGAUUGAAACGAUAAAACCAUCAAGGAAAUAUGUCGUGCGUUAAAAAUAUAUCAAUAACGGCGCUUACAUUGCUAUUAUCAUUUACCUUGGUGACUUCCAUUAGCAAAGAGUGUAAAAUCGAUAAUAAACGCGUUACAUGCCAGUGCGACGGGACUCAGAACUUGUAUCUACCGGACGAGUACAAUUACAAGAACGUGACGAGUCUAAGUUUAUCCUCGUGCUUGACGGCAAGUCUACUCUUCUCCAGUUUCACCGAGGCGAAUCAAAUCGAGGAACUCGUUGUGAAGAACAUCAGCGAACUUCUUACUUUAGAAUUGUUUCUUAAUACGGUUGAAUUGAAACGAUUCGAAUUGACGAAUAUAAAGAGAAUACCGUUUGUCAAGCACGACACGUUCUUGAACAUAAGAAACAUCGAACACUUCGAGAUACGAAAUGUUCACAUCGAUUAUUUCGAAGAACAGUUUAUGGCAAUUAAAGUGAACCACUUUGUUAUGGCUAAUGUUACGAUAUCACGUAUAGAAGGAUUCAAUCUCUCAGAGAAGGGUGUAACUUUACAAAUUAGCAAUUGCGAAUUUCGAAACGUCUCGACGUCAUUAAACUUUGGACACUUCUCCAAAGUGGAGAUUGUUAAUUCGAAAUUUGAGUUGCAGAAAUCAGGACACCUUUCCAUUGAGAGCGACGUAGCGAUAGUUCGAGACAACAUUUUCUUUAACGUCAGCAUGAAUCUCUUCGCUGCGAAUAAUAUAACGAUAAAUAGCACGUGUGCGGAUGGUAAAAGUUCUCUCAGACUGUCGUCGAAUAAAAUCGAGAGUUACGGUAAUCGACUGCCCACAGCUAUCAUUUACACCAGAGGUCAACCGUCAAACGAAUCGGAAAACGUUUCGAAGAGCAACAACACCAUAUGCAAAGCGGGCAAUUGCAAGUGUCCAAAAAGCAAUGGGCAAAAUGCAAAUCGACCGAUCACGAUCGUAUGUUUCCUCGAGAUACUUUUGCUUUUCACGUAUUCGACAGUUCGAUCGUAAUUAAUUCGAUCAAAGAAUCAAUAUAAUCAAAAAUCUACAUAACUUAGUUUAUUCGAAAUAUACAAAAUUCUAAAAAUGUCUAAUAAAUAUCAGUAUUACUAUAUGUAAAAAUAUUUUACUAUAAAAACAUUGUUAUUAGGAACUAUUUUAUUAUAUACGAUUAAUUAGAAAUUAUGUGCAGAAUACACUUUAGGCGGGAUAUAACGUUCCGUGAAAAUCAGUGCAUUGCGGAGCUAUGAAACGAUCUUUUCGUUAUUUUGUAUUACCGUAUUAGAUCUCACCCACAUAUUCAGCGAGUAUCGUCAGUAAUCUAUGCGCUUUUAUUAUUUAUGCAUCCGUAUCGGUCCACACUCCAGAUGCUUCCAUUUGCAAAUCGAUAGCAGUGGAAUGAAGCGAUAACGAGUCUUUUAAGUCAUUAAUCUCUUGUAACAUCAGUCUGUUAUUUUCUUCUAAACGGCAUAUCGUUUGUUUAUACAACAUUACUUCUUUGUCAUGAUCAGUCUGUACCUUUUGUAUCACUUUGUCUUUGGGUAUAUAUGUACCUACAUGAAAGUACAAAGAAAUCAUUGAAAUACGAGUCAACGAUAAUUAUAGAAUGUGAUAGUAAAUUCUGAAACUAUAUGAACCGGUAGAUUUCUGUAACUGUUCCCGUAGUUUAUUACCGCUCUGUAUAAUCCUUCUUAAUUCGUGUUCGUGUUGACUAUCCUUUGAUAACGAUUGCUUCUUUAACUUAGUUACCUAUGGUUUAAGAUUAAGCCGUUAUAUUCUCAAUUUAUUAAAAGUAACCAAGUAUAACUCGUGA
Messenger RNA from Vespula pensylvanica (western yellowjacket), 2816 nucleotides. RefSeq lists its product as uncharacterized. The transcript is spliced from 3 exons. The record is from RefSeq and is a predicted model, not a curated record. Bases 1022 to 2014 code for a protein of 330 amino acids. Lineage: Eukaryota; Metazoa; Arthropoda; Insecta; Hymenoptera; Vespidae.